Messenger RNA from Closterium sp. Naga37s-1, 624 nucleotides. The record is from the annotation of a GenBank genome assembly. Lineage: Eukaryota; Viridiplantae; Streptophyta; Zygnematophyceae; Desmidiales; Closteriaceae.
AUGGUAGCCUCGACGGAAGACGGUAAACAGGGAGAGCGGGAGGUGAGUGGAGGCGAGAAGGGUAAGGAGCACGAUGAGGGGAAGAUGGACGCGUGCACCCGACGGCCUAGAAACAUCACGUCACGCUUCCCAACUCGCUCAUCCUCCCCGCUCUCCCCUCAUCCUCCCCACUCUCCCCUCAUCUUCCUCGCUUUCCCCUCAUUCCCCCGCUCUUCCCUUUUCACCCCGCGCUCCCCUCAUCUCCCCGCUCUCCCCCUCAUCUUCCCUGCGCUCCCGUCAUUCCCCCCUUUCUCCCUUCAUCCAACCAGCCCCCCCUUCAUAUCACUGCCGCGCUCUAUUGUUUUCUUCCUUCACGCCCACCCUCAUCUCCCCUUGUCUCACUCCGUUCCCCCUCUCUCCCUAUCCUCCUCCGUUCCCCGCUUUCAGAUGCACCCCUCAUCCCCUUCCCCCUCCCAUACCUCAACUUCCCCCCUGGUGAUGCCUCGUCUCCCCCCACCCCUCCUCCUCCCCCCCCCUCCCCAUCCACCCUUCAACUCCCUCCCCUCUCCUACCACCGCCCCCUCAUUUCCCUCAUCUCUCACACCCCCCUUCACUCUUCCACAACCCAGCCACUCAAGUGGGUGA